UUCAAGUGCGACAUUACCAUUUUUAACUAAGGCUGAAGGACGUAAAUUACGGUCUGAGGCGAGUUUGGUUAUUCUUACUAUACAGCAGUCUAUUUGACUAAAAAGCUGAUCACAAAAUACUUAGUGUGAACUAUGAUGAAUGGAUGCCUUGUCAGUGGGUACUUCAGCCAGUGGAAACUUAUUAAUGCUAACAAACAACCUUGUUCCCAGGACAUUUUGCUUGGUUGAUAAAGUUGGUAGCGACAAAAAGGUUGUUAGCCACUCCGUAAUAACGGCUCAGUUAUUUUCUUAUUGGGAAGAUUAAACCAAUACCAUGAAACUCAUAUAUUUUUAAAUUCACCCUUGUUUUGAGAUGAUGGACGGCGAUAAUGACGAAUUGAAGUAACAUUAAUUUAGCUACCAUCAUUAAUUAGAGAAAUUUACAUUGUGAUUCUUACGUCCAAUUUAAACAAGAUGCUCUUUGGGCCAAUUAGGUGACCUUAGCAUUUAUUUUUUUAAAAAGCACUACUAGACAGGGCAAGCUUUGUACAGUUUUUUCGUGUUGCAGCUUUAUGUUUCAGAUAAUUGUGUUCUACCACUAGGCGAGACAAAUAUCUUGUUGCCUCGUUUAACUAUAAAAUAAUUAUAGCUGCUCAAAGAAAAGUCAUGAAGCUGAAUAAAUAUAUGUGAUUUGAACUUAAACAAAUGAAUAGUGGUUAAAUCACAUGCAGUGAAAAAAACAAGAUACGUAAACUUUUCAUUAUAUAUAAAAAAUUAAAACUAUGGAACAUUUUGAAAUCACUUUGCUGGUUAUCUGUGUUGCUAUAGCAUGCACGACAGCUUCCGACAUUUUAAUUUUUGGAGGAAAUGGAUUUUUAGGUAGCCACCUGGUAAUUAAUCUUUUAAAGAAAGAACACAAUAUCACCUUGGUAAACCGUGGAAACGAUUAUUUUAACUCACGGUCAAGUCUAGAGCCAUUUGUACAACGCAUUAUCGCAUGUGACAGGAAAACGUAUUUACGUGAAACAUGCAAAGAGUUGCUGGGGAAUCUAAAAUACGAUUACGUCAUUGAUUUUAGUUCUUAUGGAGAUAAAGAAAUUGAACAAGUAAUUGAUAUUUUACAGAACAGAAUUGGAUUGUAUAUUUUGAUUAGCACCGAUACUGUUUACGAGGUGCGCGAAAAAAAGCACGAAGGUAGGACAGUUGAAGAAGAUGCAGAAAAUAAAUUUGAAGCGAAGAAAAUAGAAGAUAAAAUUAACGAAGAAAACAAAUAUGGCGCAAGUAAAAUUGCUUGUGAAGAGCGGCUAAAAGAACAAAGGAAAAGAUUUGGUUUUCCAUAUGUUAUACUGCGACUUGCAGACGCUAUAGGUGAACGUGAUAACACGUUGAGAUGGUGGACUUAUCAACUGUUCCUGAAAAUACACAAAGCUUUAAAAAUAAAAAUACCGCUACCAAAACCUAUUAUGGAGAGAAAUUUCAGCAUGGUAUAUGCAAAAGAUGUUUCAGUUGCCAUAGAAACAAUUAUAACAAACCCUGGUUUAUUUCACGAUCAAAUAAUUAAUUUAGCGUUUAAGGAAGACGUAACAUUACGUAGUUUGUUUACAGAAAUAGGUGCCUGUUUAAACAUAACAAAUAUGGAGUUUGAUUAUGACGAAAAUACAGCAUGGUUUAGGUACCCAUCAGUAGAAAAGGGACCAAUAGAUAUUACGAAAGCUGAAUUAAUAUUUGAUUGGAAACCAACAAAGUUUAUUGACGCCGCACAGCAGACGUGUGCAUUUUUUGAAAACGCAAUGGUCGAACCUGCGUACGCAAAAGAACGAGAAGUGAUGUUGGCUGAGUUUAUAGAAGAAGCGCUACCAGAUGAUUUCACAGACGAUCAGUUAUUUUCAAACAGUCUAAUAGAUGCCUACGGUCCUUUAGUUUUUAAAAAUAUCGAUCUCGGAUUUGAUGUUGAUUUGGAUGAAAAAAGAAUUGGUCAAGUUCCGAAGGAAGAACUAUAACACAACAUUAUACUUUUAUCGUAUUAUCACGUUCGUCAAAAACACAGACCAAUGCCUCCUUUCCACUUCAUUUUUAUUACGUACCAUAGCAAUAAAACUUUUUAGGAAUUUUUAAAGAUAAAAAUACACGAUAACUUAUCAGGUUAAAUUGGUCGAAAAAUAGCAAGCACUAUAGUCCGCGUCACCCAAAGAAUGUUAAGGCAAGAAAAAUGUUCAAAAUGUUUGACACAACCUCAUUCCCAAAGCCUGUUGUCUCUUCUUUUAUAUCGGGACUUUUGUUGAAAAUUUUCAACGAGAUGACGCUAUCUUCAUAAAAAUAUUAAAGAGAUUUGAGGAGAUUUUUCAUAUUUUUUUUAGAAAAUUGAGAUUAUUUAAGGAGGUUUUAAAAGUAACGCCAAAAGUAAAAAAAAAAAUAUUUCUGUACCCAUAUUGAAUUUCUAUGCAUCUUAAAAAUAAAUACACGUGACAAACCAUACAGUUUUGUAAAAGGAAAAUUGGGGAGAUUUGAGCAAGUUCUUCAAAAAUCUACUUUUUGGAGGAGAUCAGUUGAGUUAUGAAAAGAUUUUUCAAAAUUGACGAGAAUGGAGGUGUGACAACUCUGUUUGGGUUCGCGCGACAGAAAACAACAAUAAAAAGUUUGUUGUAAAUAUUUUAAUUGAAAGUAGUUAGCAACGAAAACAAAACAAAAACAAUCGAUUUUACAAGUUCUUGUGCUUAUGAUUCAAAAACAUUUUUCGUUAUACCGAUAAAAUAUUGCUUUACAUCGUUAAUUCUCUUAUAAAUUCUUUUUCUGAAUUUUAAGUGUAAACUUUCGCCAAGAGUAUUGAUUGGCGAAAGUUUACGAACGUAAAAGUUCGCCCCCUUUAAUUCGCAAAAGGUAAUGUUCCCGCAAAAAAAUAUCAAAAAUAUUUCUCCUUUUAUUAUUCCAAUCAACCUCUGUUUUAAGUUCAUGCUUUAUAAUAAAAAAUACAUUUUGAUGUUUAAUGCGUAAAAAUUUUUAGACGCGAUAAUUAUGCUCACAAAAUUUUCCAACUUUAUCAAUUCUUUAUGUUUGCAAAAUAUUUUAUUGACUAAUUCGUGAAAGUUUAUAUUUGCUAGAUGCUAGCGAAACUUAGCCUUACUAAAUUUUGGCCGCGUCAAAAAGUAAUCGGUAUAUACUAUAGUCUAUAUAAAAUAUUCUUACGAAAUUACAUCGCAUGUUUUCAA
This is a messenger RNA of Hydractinia symbiolongicarpus, 3185 nucleotides long. RefSeq names its product dTDP-D-glucose 4,6-dehydratase-like. Gene Ontology annotation, biological process: beta-D-galactose catabolic process via UDP-galactose, Leloir pathway. Gene Ontology annotation, molecular function: UDP-glucose 4-epimerase activity. Gene Ontology annotation, cellular component: cytosol. The record is from RefSeq and is a predicted model, not a curated record. NCBI's taxonomy places the organism in Eukaryota, Metazoa, Cnidaria, Hydrozoa, Anthoathecata, Hydractiniidae. The transcript is spliced from 2 exons. Bases 762 to 1979 code for a protein of 405 amino acids.